AAAUCAUGAGCAACAUGAUGCUUCUUGGUAACUCUGGUAGUUUAUGUUGUAAAGAACUCAGAUUGGUGUUUGUUUGUCCAAAAGUAAUUACCAGAGCCGGCCCAAGGCAUAGGUGAACUAAGCGGCUGCUUAGGGCCCCGCAGCCACUAGGGGGCCCCGAGACAGAAGUAUGGUAAACUGAACUGACCAUAGAGUUAACACAGAGUAAUAACUUAUUACUCUCUAAAUUAUGUAUUUCUGUUUAUUUUUUUCAGUGUGAAUCAUCCGAGGUUGUCCGUCACGAUGGAUCCGUCUCCCAUUUUUUUAUCCUGUCAACCCAUUAUGAAGCUUACAGAAAAGCACAGGAUACCUAGUUAGCAGAUAUUUAUUUAUUUUAUUUAUUUUAAUAUAUUCUGGUUGGAACUUUAUACAUUUUUUUAUUUCAAAAACAUAUUUAUUAAAAAACUCAACAGAUAAAAAAAUCAGAUUAUUUUGAUUAGUUUGUAUUUGAAAACCUUGCUAGCAGUGAUGGAAACAGCUACAUUAGCGACCCUGGCUGCUGCCACCACUGUGGUUCUGGCGUCUCAGACGGACAUGUCCGCAUACGUUUGGCUCCUGGUGCUCGGCUUCAUCAUCGCCUUCAUCCUGGCCUUCUCCGUCGGGGCCAACGACGUGGCCAACUCCUUUGGCACGGCGGUAGGCUCCGGAGUGGUCACCCUGCGGCAGGCCUGCAUCCUGGCCACCAUCUUUGAGACGGUGGGCUCAGUGCUGCUGGGGGCCAAAGUCAGUGAGACCAUCAGGCAGGGGAUCAUCGACGUGAGGAUGUACAAUGGCUCAGAACAUGUCCUCAUGGCCGGAUCUAUAAGUGCCAUGUGUGGCUCGGCUGUGUGGCAGCUGGCCGCAUCGUUCCUGAAGCUCCCCAUUUCUGGGACACACUGCAUUGUUGGAGCCACAAUCGGGUUUUCUAUGGUAGCCAGAGGCCACCAAGGGGUCAAAUGGAUGGAACUCCUGCGGAUCGUGGCAUCCUGGUUCCUGUCACCUGUACUGUCAGGAAUCAUGUCAGGAAUUCUCUUCUAUUUCAUCCGCAAAUUCAUCCUGAACAAAGCUAACCCCGUACCAAAUGGACUGAGAGCGCUCCCUGUCUUCUACGCCAUCACUAUGGGCAUCAACCUUUUCUCCAUCAUGUUCACAGGAGCUCCAUUGCUGGGCUUUGACAGAGUGCCAUGGUGGGGGACGCUCUGCAUUUCCCUGGGCUGCGCCGUCGUCACCGCUUUGCUCGUUUGGUUCGUCGUCUGUCCACGCCUCAAGAUAAAAAUCGAGCGAGAAACACGCCCCACUGCUCCCAGUGAAACUCCACUGAUGGAGAAGUCCUCCAACAAACCUGCACCAGAGGAGCAACAUCAAAUCCCACCUAACCCUCCACUUCAGAGCCCUCCAGCUGAAAGCCAGAAGGUGGCCUUCAAACUCGGAGGCUCAGAGGAAGCCGACCUAAACAACGAUGUGGAGGCCAAAGACCUGGACCCCGCCAACGGUCUGAACGGGACUGUUGGCCACAUGACAAUCACAGACCCUCACAGCGGACGCUCCCAUACAAUUCACAGAGACUCGGGCCUCUACAAAGACCUGCUCCACAAGCUCCACAAGGCCAAGGUCGGGGACUGCAUCAGUGACAGCGACACGGAGGAGCGGCCCAUGAGGAGGAACAACAGCUACACCUCCUACACCAUGGCUAUCUACGGAAUUCAAACGGAUCCUAAGUAUAGAGAUGUGGACACCGGAUCCCAGAGGAGGUCUCGGGUGGACAGCUACAGCAGCUACAGCUCAGCGUUGACCAGCGGGAGUGUGGUCCCGGAUGAGAGCGUGACCCAAGAAGCCGGUGGGGACCUAGCUCCGGAGGAGGAUGAGCUGGAGAUCGACCAGCCUGCUGUUUCGUUGCUUUUCCAGUUUUUGCAGAUCCUCACAGCGUGCUUUGGCUCUUUCGCUCAUGGGGGGAAUGAUGUCAGCAAUGCCAUCGGCCCACUGGUGGCUCUCUGGCUCCUCUAUGAGAGCGGCUCAGUCAUCUCCACUGCACCCACGCCCAUCUGGCUGCUUCUUUAUGGAGGAGUGGGGAUCUGUGCUGGACUCUGGGUCUGGGGUCGCAGGGUCAUCCAGACCAUGGGCAAAGACCUGACCCCCAUUACACCCUCCAGCGGAUUCAGCAUUGAACUGGCUUCAGCCGUCACUGUCGUCGUAGCGUCUAACGUUGGUCUGCCUGUCAGCACAACCCACUGCAAGGUGGGAUCUGUGGUGGCGGUGGGUUGGCUGCGCUCCAGGAAAUCAGUGGACUGGCGUCUGUUCAGGAAUAUCUUCAUCGCCUGGUUCGUUACAGUGCCCAUCUCUGGCCUGCUCAGCGCUGCCAUCAUGGCUCUCUUCAUACACGUCAUUCUGUGAGGCUCAGUUUCUGUUGUGACUCUCUGUGCAGAAUGUGCCUGAAGCUGUUUCAUUUGUUCUGCGUUAAUAAUUCAGUGUAAUUUUAGCUCAAGACAAAUAUUUAUCGCACAAAGAUGUUUGUCAUAAAUUAUGCAGGCUGUAGUAGCGCUUUUCUAAUGUCAAAAAGACUGUGAUCCUGUAAAUGUUUCUGUAUAUUUGUAUAAAAGCAAUUUGUUUUCAUCAGAUUUAUUCAGUUUUUACAAGUGUACAAAAGAUCAUGGGACUUUUCAGUAAGAACUUUGCCUUGAAUGAAAGGAUUUUAAUGUUCUUAAGUGAUUAUUAGCUGUCACUGAAUGUGUGUGUGUGUGUGUGUGUGUGUGUGUGUGCGCAUAUGUGUGUGUGCAUGGAAAAAAAGUAAAAUCAAUGUAACAUGAUAGUUUUGUAACAAAAUAAAUGCAUGAUUAUGAGCUGAUUGAGCUGUUAUUUCUAAAUUAACAGCUGUUUUUUGUAAUUAUUUUUAUAAAGAGCAUAGGAAAUUUUGCUGUUGUAUUUUUAUGUAUAUAUAUGAUAUACUUGUACAAAAAUGGAAUAUGUGACACUGCUCUGGAGUUGACCUAAUGUUUCAAAUAAACCUAAAAUAUAAAUGGUGAA
Messenger RNA from Austrofundulus limnaeus, 3039 nucleotides. RefSeq names its product solute carrier family 20 member 1a (gene slc20a1a). The record is from RefSeq and is a predicted model, not a curated record. The transcript has 10 exons. Gene Ontology annotation, molecular function: phosphate transmembrane transporter activity. The coding region runs from base 508 to 2409 and encodes 633 amino acids. Gene Ontology annotation, cellular component: membrane. Gene Ontology annotation, biological process: phosphate ion transmembrane transport. Lineage: Eukaryota; Metazoa; Chordata; Actinopteri; Cyprinodontiformes; Rivulidae.